CUCAGUCUGUUUGAUCUCCAAUUUUUCCCCCUAGCCAGAGAAGAAAAUCCCCAUCGCUGUGGCCUCGGCAAAUUCCACCAUGACUCUGGUACAUCUCAUGAAGCCUUCAAAGUCCACCAGCAUCUGCUCCUUCCAUUCAGUAUUACCUCAAGACAAUCUUGAGUUAGACCUGUUGAGAAGCUCCAUCGCAUGGCCUGAAACACCACCUUUACUGACCAACUUCUUUCUGAAUGAUACCAGUGAUCCCGCUCACAGCACCUUCACCAUUCUCCCACGUAAAGAUGGUGGAAGUUGGCACGUUGGCGACCAGCUGGAGGUUUUGAUAAAAAUGAACAACUUCCUCGGUCGUCCCAAGAAAUCUGGCGGAGACGUCCUGUUUGCUCGGCUGCACAACCCGACUGUUCGUGCAGGUGUGACGGGGCGAGUGUCGGAUUAUGGCGAUGGUUCCUACACCGCUGUGUUCCCUUUGCUCUGGGAAGGAAGUGCUCAAGUUGAGGUGACCCUCGUCCACCCCAGUGAGGCGGUCACGGUCCUGCGAAAACUGAACCUGGAGCAGCCAGACAGAAUAUACUUUCAAAGCAUCUUUCGCUCAGGCCAGGUUUCCGAGACUACCAAAUGUAAUGUGUGUCUCAAAGCGCCCAAGGAAAAGUUGUGCAACUUCACAGACCCCUACACAGGUGAGCCCUGGUUCUGCUACAAGCCAAAGAAACUCAACUGUGACUCUCGGCUCACCCACUCCAAAGGAGGUUUCAAUAAAAAACUGACACCAAUGGAGGAGAAACUCUUCCAAAGUGGAGUCAACAUGAAAGUGGCAAUUUCGGCAUCAGGACUCUCCAACAUCACCAUCUCACCAAAACUUCAAGGGGGAACUAAUCAGAGUAUACAGACCAAUCCUGCUGGUUAUUACUACCAGGGUGUAUGGCGAGCACUGGACGGGACCAGGGUCCUCCAGUUCAACACGUCCACAGCAGUCAGUCAGUGUCUGAAAGGGAAGGUGCUCCACCUGUAUGGAGACUCCACCAUCAGGCAGUGGUUUGAAUAUCUAACAGAAUCCUUACCAGGUCUCAAGAAGUUUGACCUGAAAACUCCAAAGCAAAAUGGACCCUUCCUGGCGUUAGGCCCUGAAAACAACAUCUUAGUGACGUUCCGCUGCCACGGUCCCCCCAUCCGUUUUGCCACCAUGCCUGCCAAUCAAGCGCGUUACAUCGCCAGUGAACUGGACAGUGUGAUUGGAGGCAAAGACACUGUUGUAGUUAUUGGAGUUUGGUCUCACUUCAGCACUUUCCCUAUUGAGGUCUACAUCCGACGUCUGCUGAGCAUACGGAGGGCAGUGGUGCAGCUGUUGACCAAAGCGCCGGGUACGGUGGUCAUCAUCAGGACCGCAAACCCCAAAGCGUUGACAAUUUACGAGACUCUGACAAACAGUGACUGGUAUUCCCUACAGUGUGAUAAGGUCCUCAGGGAAAUAUUUAAAGGUGUCAAUGUCCAACUGGUGGACGCCUGGGAGAUGUCUAUAGCGCACCACCUGCCUCACAGCAUCCACCCACAACCUCCUAUUAUAAAGAAUAUGAUAGAUGUUAUCUUGUCCCACACAUGCCCUGCUGCUGCUAGCUCUGAAAGGCAAACAAAGCUUUAGAAAUGGUUUGGAGUGGGUGUUCUGGUGCAAUUUCUACCAAACAUUUAACCGUUAGCUGUUGGUUUGUGGUGAGAAAUGAUUUUUCUAAAAUCCUGUUUGGCUAACACGGCAUUUCAGAAAAAGAAAUCUUACUUCCAGUAAAACACGGUGGUGGUAGUGUGAUGAUCUGGUGCUGCUUCAGGGCCUGGUGAACUUGUUAACUAAUGGAACCACAGAUCUGCUCCUUAGCUGAACAUUCUGAAGGCGACAGUCUUUCCAUCAAUGCAGCAUCAUCACCUCAAGAGUAUUUCUGUUGUGCAUUCAUAACACACCAGCAAGUCCAUCUCUUAAUGACUUCAAACCAUUGAGGAUGGUUCAUCUGACGCACAAAAACAAUGAUUGUUUUGAUGAAAAACAAUGAUUACAUACUCGGAUCCACCUAAAAGCCUCGGCCUCGGUCCGGCUGAAGUGAACUCUGAUGCGGUUGGAAGGCAGUGAGAAUGCAACCUUUGAAAACAUGAAUUUUACAGAAUCUCGGAGGUUUCUGCAACACAGUCUGAAACAGGUACUUCAGAGAAAUGCUAAGAGCAUCUAUAGUGACUCUUUACAAGAAACUUGAACAAUAAACAAUCUGCCCGAAUGACAUGUCAUCCAUCAUAUAAAACA
Messenger RNA from Poecilia reticulata (guppy), 2281 nucleotides. RefSeq names its product neurexophilin and PC-esterase domain family, member 3. Lineage: Eukaryota; Metazoa; Chordata; Actinopteri; Cyprinodontiformes; Poeciliidae. The record is from RefSeq and is a predicted model, not a curated record.